UAAGCAAAUAACUUUCAGAGAAAAGUAUGUUCUUGAUGAAUUAAUCAUCUGUCAAUGGAAAUGGAAAAAUCGCAGUAGAAGUCUCCACUGAGUUACAAGAGUGUACAGACCAGUUUGCGUUGGAAACUAAGAAAAGUGAAAACUACGUGAACUUCAUCACCCGCCGCCAGGCUAGUGUUAAACACCCCAGACUGCAAGAUGAUGCCUUGGGAAGAAACUAAAAUCGUAAAAUGUUUAUCCAAAUAUAAAAACGUACAAGAAACAAAGAAAGAUGUUAUCGACGCACUCACAAACUACAAAAGCCUCGUUUAUCAGCUGGAGAAGUUUGUUUUCAACGACGGAGUCGUGCGAGAUCUUUUCAAUCUGCAGGGGACCAUACCGGUGAUUUAUAAGAAUAACACGUAUCACAUUCCGAUUUGCAUUUGGCUGAUGGACACUCACCCCCUGAACGCGCCAAUGUGCUACGUGAAGCCGACCCCCACGAUGGAGAUCAAGGUCUCCAUGUAUGUUGACCAUACGGGGAAAAUCUACUUACCAUACCUGCACGACUGGAAGCCGUCGAAUUCGGACUUACUCGGGCUGAUACAAGUGAUGAUAGUGACGUUUGGCGAAUAUCCUCCCGUUUAUUCCAAACCUAAGGACCACACGACUCCGUAUCCUCCACAACCGGUAGCUGAUAGCCAUGGUGGCGUACCAUACCCCAAUCAAUCUUUUAUGCCCAUGCCGAAUAAUUCGUAUCUGCCAUACCCGACGACAGGAUCAGGUUUCCCGCCGUAUCCUACCUCGAACUCAAUGUUGCCGUCGCUGCCCGGCUAUUCAAACCAGACUUUCGGUAGCAGUGGCGGCAGUACGGGCGGUUAUCCUCCCUACAUGCAUAACUUCCCACAACCGCCUCAUUCCAAUUUUGACCAAGGAUCGAAUACGAAUCAAGGAACGAUAACGGAAGAACACAUAAAAGCUUCAUUAAUUAGUGCCGUCGAGGAUAAAUUGCGACGUCGAAUUCAGGAGCAUGUGAAUCAAUGCCAAGCGGAAAUCGACACACUCAAUAGAACCAAGCAGGAAUUGACGGAGGGGCGAUCGAAAAUUGACUCCAUUAUAUCGCGUUUGGAGAGGGAAGAGGUGGAAUUGAAGAAGAAUAUCGCUGUCUUGAAAGAUAAAGAGCAGGAGCUAGAGAAGAGUUUAGAAUCUUUGGAGAAAACAGAUGGAAUCGACGUAGAUGAAGCUGUUGUGACGACAGCGCCCUUAUAUAGACAAUUACUCAACGCUUAUGCCGAAGAAGCAGCUACUGAGGACGCAAUCUACUAUUUAGGUGAAGCUUUACGGAGUGGUGUUAUCGAUCUAGAAGUGUUCCUAAAACAUGUUCGACAAUUAUCCCGUAAACAAUUCAUGUUGCGUGCGAUUAUGCAAAAAUGUCGACAAAAAGCUGGUCUUGCCGGCUGAUAAGGAAGGAACAAAUCAAAUACAACGAACAAUUCGUGUGUGUGUAUGUGCAGGAAACCGGAACAAAUUAGAAAGCACCUUGAGGAAGAGACGAUGUGAACUUACCGCGGAAAUCUAUUAUUAAUCGCAAGACUUUGUUAUUAGUGAUUGUUGAGAUUAGUGGAGGAAGAAGGCGAAAGGGCUGAAAGAGUGUAUUAAUAUAGAGAAAUUAUUAAAAAGAGCACGUUGCCAUCCCAAUUAUUAUAUAGAAAUUUUACUCUAUCUUUUCCUGCGAUUUUACCAUGAUUAUUUCCACAAAGAACUUUUGUUGUCAACGUAUUUCGGUUUCAUCUUAUAAAUAUGGGAAAGUGUCAUGUUUACUCUCAAUUUAACUGCUAUUUUUAUAUUAUAUAUUAAAAUAUUGAACACAG
Molecule: messenger RNA, 1850 nt
Organism: Hermetia illucens (black soldier fly)
Lineage: Eukaryota; Metazoa; Arthropoda; Insecta; Diptera; Stratiomyidae
Gene: TSG101
Product: tumor susceptibility gene 101 protein
Exons: 10
Coding region: 199-1440 (413 amino acids)
Biological process (GO): protein transport; protein modification process; endosome to lysosome transport
Cellular component (GO): ESCRT I complex
Molecular function (GO): ubiquitin binding
Source: RefSeq, a predicted model, not a curated record